AUGCCACUCCAGCUGCACCACCAGUGUGGGGCUCGGGCCUCUAAAAAGAACACCUGCCCGGUGUCGUCAGGCGAUAGGCAAUGCUGCAAAAUGCAAACGCAAAACAGUUGGCGAGGCGGAUCGCAGCACCACCCGAAGCACAGCACACUGGCCAAGGGGCUGAAAGCGCGCAGAGACGGCUGGCAGGGAACUGCGCACGCCCGUGUGCAGCGGGGCACGCGCGCCGUUGGGGCCGCCGCGACGCGGAGCCGAGACGCCACACAACAGCAAACUGGUUUCGACUGGCUUGUGAAGCUGUUUGUGCCCCAGCAGCCGGACAAGCCUGCCCCAGAGCAGCAGAAUGCAGCGCAGGAGCAGCAGCCAGCCCAGGCGGUCGCUGAUGCAGCCCCGCGGCCGCAGGCAGCCCAGCAGGAGCAGCAUGCCCCGAUGCACCAACAGCCGCCCUUGGCGCAGCACCAGCAGCCGCCCGUGGCGCAGCACCAGGCGCCCCCGAUGCAGCACCAGCCGCCCCCGGAGCAGCACCAGGCGUCCCCGGUGCAGCACCAGCCACCCAUGAGGCAGCACCAGCCACCCAUGGCCCAGCACCUGCCACCCCCGGAGCAGCACCUGCAACCCCCAGUGCAGCAAGGCCACCAUGCAUCGGCGAGUGGGCUGGCCAGUGGCUCGACAGGGCCCAUGAAGGCUAAUGCCAGUGACCUGCUGGCAGGCGUGCCGCUUGAGCAGAUGGUCCAGCGCAACAAGGCCCAGCAGCAGCUUAAGCGCCAGCUGGGGCAGCUCAACGGCAGCGCCAGCGGCGACAGCUGGGGAGACAUGGACGCCGCCACACAGCCACCAGCCGCAAGCAGCAGCAUCAGCGCCACCGCCGCUGCCCCAGCUGCCGUGCCGCCGCCCGCGUCAGCUGCCGCGCCCGCGGCGGCCGCUCCCAGCAGCACGAGCAGCAGCAGCAGCAGCAGCAGCACUUCCACCUCUGCCAGCAGCCCGGAUGAGGAGGACGACGGCCGCCAGCAGGCGGGGCUGUCUGCCGUCACCAGCCCAGAGGCCGCCAUGGCGCUGGCGGCGUACCACGGCGCCAUAGCGCACCGCAGGAAGGUUGGCGUUGCCUUCCGCCUUAAGCACGCUGCAGAGCCGGGGCAGCGGGUCAAGCUGGUGGGAGGGCACAAGAGCCUAGGGAUGUGGUCGCUGCACGACGCGCCGGAGCUGCAGCUGUGCAAGGGCAACAUCUGGCAGGCCACGAUCAAGCUGCCGGCAGGCAGCAUCACCGAGUACAAGUACGCCCUGCUGGACUCGAGCGGCAACGUGCUGGCGCUGCAGGCGGGCAACAACGGAGUGCUGGCCAUCCGCAUGAACGACCAGCGGCUGGAGGUGCAGGACACGUGGGCCGGCGACUCUUCGGGCGGGCAGGUGGUCUCCGAGGGGGAGGUGGGCCUGGCGUGGCCUGUCAACCGCGAGACGCGGCUCCAGGCCUGGGCAGCUGACAUGUUCCAGCAGCUAGCCAUGAUGCGGCAGGACCUGCGUCUCGCGCGCAUGGAGGUGGUGGGGGCGCAAGAGGAGACGCGCGAGGCGCGCAUGGAGGCUCUGCGCUACCAGUCGCAGCUGCUGGCCAAGCAGGUGAAGCUGGCUGAGGUGGAGACGGAGCAUGCGCUGGACAAGGCUCGGCUGGUGGAGGCGGAGACGAUCAAUUCCAUGCUGAAGGAGCAGCUUGCGGAGACCACCGCGUCGCUACAGGAGGCCAUUGAGCUGCUGGCUAGCGAGGAAGAGGAGCAGGACUAG
Messenger RNA from Chlorella variabilis, 1770 nucleotides. RefSeq lists its product as hypothetical. Gene Ontology annotation, molecular function: starch binding. NCBI's taxonomy places the organism in Eukaryota, Viridiplantae, Chlorophyta, Trebouxiophyceae, Chlorellales, Chlorellaceae. Gene Ontology annotation, cellular component: membrane. The transcript is spliced from 7 exons. The coding region runs from base 1 to 1770 and encodes 589 amino acids. The record is from RefSeq and is a predicted model, not a curated record.